CGCAAUAGCAGCGAACGAGGGCGUCAUCAUGAGGUCACUGCAGGAGAAGGGGAAAGGGGCGGGAGGGCGCUCCCUUCAGGGGAGGAGCCCUUUCACCCGGCCCUCGAAGCGGCACCUUCUCUCUCUUCACCGGAGUUUCUCUAGAGCCUCCUCCCUCGGAAAAGACCUCUUCCAGCUGCCACCACAGAAAGCUCUGUUUUCAAUCCGGGGUUUUGAAGUUUAGGCUCUGGUCACUAUGAGACUCUCUGGAAGCCCUGCCCCCAGUUUUAAGUUUCAUCCAAUAAAGAACCUAAAGGAGGGGCCGGCAGGAGGUUCAGUGACGCAAUGCAGAUUGAUUGGCAUUCAGGCCAUCGACGUCCUGGAUUAGCCCCGAGAUUCGCCAAUCCAAAGGCAGGGGUGGGACGGUGCAGGCGCAGAGGAUUGGGUUUGGCUGGACUCGAUUUAAAGGGACAGAAGCUGUCGGGGUCCAAGAAGACGGUACCCACGACCCUCCCCCCAAGUCCUUGGGACCACUUGGGUCCCCAAAGCUGGGGAGAUGGUUUGCGGAGGCUUUGCCUGCUCCAAGAAUGCGCUGUGCGCGCUCAACGUAGUCUACAUGCUGGUAGGCUUGUUGCUUAUUGGAGUGGCUGCUUGGGCUAAGGGCCUGGGUCUGGUGUCCAGCAUCCACAUCAUCGGAGGAGUCAUUGCUGUGGGAGUCUUCCUUCUUCUCAUCGCGGUGGCUGGACUGGUGGGUGCUGUCAACCACCACCAAGUACUGCUGUUCUUUUACAUGAUCAUCCUUGGUUUGGUCUUCGUCUUCCAGUUUGGAAUCUCUUGCUCAUGUCUGGCUAUUAACCUAAGCAAACAGACAGAUGUCAUCAAUGCUUCCUGGUGGGUGAUGAGCAACAAGACCCGGGAUGAACUGGAAAGAAGUUUUGAUUGCUGUGGCUUGUUCAACCUCACAACCCUGGACCAACAAGAUUAUGCUUUCUGCACUGCAAUCUGCAAGAGCCGGAGCCCCACAUGCCAGAUGUGUGGAGAAAAGUUUCUUAAGCAUUCAGAUGAAGCCCUGAAAAUCCUGGGGGGUGUUGGACUCUUCUUUAGCUUUACAGAGAUCCUUGGUGUUUGGCUAGCAAUGAGAUUUCGGAAUCAGAAGGAUCCUCGAGCCAACCCCAGUGCCUUUCUAUGAGACUUUGGAUCCUUCUGACUUCUCUCCUGCUCUCUGCUCUUCCUAAGCUUUUUCUUCCUCCCUUAGGGAAAACCUGGGGUCUAUAGCCCUUUUUGUUUGAGAAAAAGGAAAGGCCCUUUGCCAUGCUCCCUAAAGAUGACUGAAUAGCUAGGCUUUAUGCCUUGACGUGUUUUGUUGGGAGCAAUAUUAUAAGGAAUAAAGAAAAACCUUCCUUCCUCUUUCCCUAAGUGGAUAUGGGAAGCUCCUGGCAGUGCAUGAAAUGGGAUGGGGGUUGGAGUCGUUCCUGGCUGUUUCCCCUCUUCUCCCUUCCACAUACUAGACCAUCUCAACACAUCUUUGCUCCAAGAGUAAAUCAGGGACAGAUCCAGAGAGAAAACCAAGAACUCUUGUAAUAAGCAGGACUCGGUUUGGGGAAGUUCAGUGAAUAUAAAAAUAAAAACCAUUUAAACUC
Molecule: messenger RNA, 1619 nt
Organism: Kogia breviceps (pygmy sperm whale)
Lineage: Eukaryota; Metazoa; Chordata; Mammalia; Artiodactyla; Physeteridae
Gene: TSPAN31
Product: tetraspanin 31
Cellular component (GO): plasma membrane
Source: RefSeq, a predicted model, not a curated record